Messenger RNA from Brassica rapa (field mustard), 3607 nucleotides. RefSeq names its product cyclin-dependent kinase inhibitor 4. Gene Ontology annotation, cellular component: nucleus. Gene Ontology annotation, molecular function: cyclin-dependent protein serine/threonine kinase inhibitor activity. Gene Ontology annotation, biological process: negative regulation of cyclin-dependent protein serine/threonine kinase activity. The record is from RefSeq and is a predicted model, not a curated record. NCBI's taxonomy places the organism in Eukaryota, Viridiplantae, Streptophyta, Magnoliopsida, Brassicales, Brassicaceae.
GAUUUGUUAUUAAUAUCCUUAUAAUUAUUUAGAAAUUUUAUACAUUAAAUAAACUAAUGUAAAUAAUAAAAAUAUUAUUUGAAUAUAUGGACCUAGACUUCUAGUAUGACUAUUUUGUAGUAGAUAAAAAUGGUACUUCUCUUUUAGUAGAGAAGAUUCAUUUUUAUUCUGUUAUGGAGUGACAAAUAUAGUUAGGGUAGAGUACUUUUUUCUCCAAACUUUGUUUUUGAGUAGAAUUAAACAGAAUUAGCCAUUAAUAUUUGACGUGUUUAUAUUAAAAAUGAAAUACUAUGUAAAUGACUAAAUGUGAAACAUAAAAUCAAUAUUUUGUAUUUUAAACAUCUAGUUGAAACAUCUUGUUUUGUAGAAUAAUUAUAAUUGAAUCAAUUUGUUUUGUAAGACUGUAAAUUGCUUAAAAUUUAGCAUUAACAGGUUAAUUACCUGUGGCCUUUUUUAAUUAUAUUGUUGAUUUUAGUUUAUAUUUAACGUAAUCCCUAAUCAAAGUGAAAACAUAAAAAUCAGAUGAAUAAUUAAAAUGGUAAGGAAAUCUCUAUAUUUGAGUUUACUAUUUACGUUCAACAACUAGUAUACCAUUCAUCACCAUAAACGUAUUCUUGGCGUCUGAGAUAGAGGAUACUUAAAACCAACCAGUAGUUGAGACAUUAAUUUCAUAUAUGCUAGGUUUCUCGAUCAAGAAUACCCCUACUCAUCUUUUUUUUUUUUUUCAACAAACUACUACUCCUCUUAUAGACUUAUAUAUUUUGUUUAAAGGCUUAUCUUAUAGAUUUAUAUUGCAUAAAACUAUACGAUCGUUAGACAUAAUUAGCAACUGUCUUACCAACCAAAACGUCAUUUAGUAGAAUGGAUAAUGAACAUGAAAAUUUAUACUAAUCUUAAGAUUCUCAAUAGUAUUAUCUAAUCCGCAUUGCAUUAAACAACUUCAUUGUCAUGUAUACAUUUAAUCUCAUUACUUGGUAGUUAGUUGUACACAAAUCACAAAGCAAGUAGUUUAGUAGUUCAUAUGUCUAUUGUAGACUUGUAGUAGUAUUAGUAAACAUUCCAAUUUCUUUCGACUUCUACAUAACCGAUAUUUUCAAACUUCUCCUUAGGUAAUAUACAAAAAUACAAUAAAACAAGUAUGAUGAAAACCGUUACCAUAAAAAUAAAGAUUUAGUAGACCAAUUGACAAAAAAGUAAUUGAUAAUAUAUCAACUUAUAUUUGUGAUUUUCAAUUUUUUUCUAAAGGUAUCUUCAACUUCAUUCUAUUUUUAUUUCAAAAUAAAGUUUAGAAUAAAAAAAUGCUAAAACCUACUUUAUUUUCCAUUCAGUAAAAAUGUAAUUUACUCCCUAAAUAGAAUAAUACAUUUUUUUUAUUAUUCUAUUUUCCGGUCCAAAAUGGAUAAGAGGUAGAAUAAAAUCUAACUCUAUUAUAAUGUUACUCAUUUAAAAAAAAUACAUUUAAGAUUUUGACUGGUAGAGCAUUAUCAGUAGCAUUAUGUUCUACAUUAUUCAAUCAACAUUUGUUAGAAUAGCAUUUAAAAAAACAUUUGUUCUACUAAAUGUUAAUGCUUUCCAAAUACUCACCGAUCAAUGCUCUCAUACGAAACUUUUAGAAAAGUAUUUGCAUUUAUAAUUUAUAAUUUAAUUGUAAAAUUUUGGUUUCUAAAAUAAUAUUUUUCAAUAUAAACAUAAUUUUAAAAUUAUCAAAUAAAAUAAAUAAAUUAUAUAUCUUUUUUAGUUUAUAUCUUAAUAUAUUUAUAGAUAUAUACAUUAGAAAUAUAUUCAUUAUAAAUAAAUAUAUUAUAUACUAUAUACUAAUUUUUAUAAUAAUUUUAAAAAUAUCAUAUUAAUACUGAUCUACCAAUCAUUCUAUUAAACAAUUUAGCAAAAACAUACAAUUUCUAAUGCAUAUUGCUUCUAUAACAUAUUGUUACUAUCUUAUCAUGUAUUCUGCCAAUCAAAGUGUUUUAAUCAAUUUCUAUAUUUUUUAUAAAUAAUACUAUAAAGUACAUUUUUCUCAAACCAAUUUAUAAUUUUUAUUCUUAAACAAAUAUUUAUAUUUAUUAGAUAUUUACUCAUUUAGAGAAAAUACAUAUUUAUAUUUUGAAUUUAAAAACUAGCAUUUUUCUAGUCAGAAACGUUCACCUGUAUCAGUAAAAAAAAAACGGUCACCUGUAAUUGUUGAAAUACAUUGAAAACCUAUUUUGAAAUGUAACUCAAGUUUUUUAACUAGAAAAAGUGUUAAUUAACUAAUAAGAAUCAAAAUUAUUACACUCGACUCGAGUUUUGUUCCGAAAAAAUUCAAAGAAACAUAAUUAGCAAAAGUACAGUGUACAUUACUCGCAGUAGUGAAGACGAAGCAGCAGCCACCUGAAAAAAAAUAAACAAUUCCAAAAAAAAACAAAGAUAAAUAAAAAAGGAAAGAAAGAGACAGAGAGAGAGAGACCCCACACAGCACACCAUCUUCAACCCUAACUCCGACCCAUUUUCUCUCUCACCGAACCGACGGAACCUUUGUCUCUCACUUCUCUCUCUCUCUCUCUCUGAGUUUUUGUUAAUGGGGAAAUACAUGAGGAAGAGCAAACUCGACGGAGAAGCAAUAUCUUUGAUGGAAGUUUCUCCAUCUUCUUCUUCUUCGUCUUCGCUUGGUGUUCUUACUCGAGCUAAGUCCUUAGCUCUCCAACGAAAGCCCUCCUCUUCCUUCUCGCUACCGACUUCUCCUUCUCCUAACCAGAAGACGACUGAUUGCGGCGGCUCGUAUCUUCAGCUCCGGAGUCGCCGGCUCCAGAAGAAGCCUCCAAUUGUUGUGAUCAAACGGAGAAAGCAGCAGCUGAGGAGGAAAGAGUCGUGCGGGCGUAACUCUAAGUCAGAUUCGGUUGCUGAGAGUGAUGGCAAAGAGAAGGUUUUAAGUGAUGAAAUCAACAACAACAAGGGUUCAAGCAGUGAAAGGAGCACAAGUGAAUCCACACCAUGCACUUUGAAUAGAGAGGCUGAGAUCAACACAAGUCUGGGAUCGUCCAAAAAGCUUAACAAUGGUAUUAGUGACAACAGCGACCAAAUAGAAGAGAACUUGUCGGGCAGUCACCGUCCAACUACACCUGAUAUGGACAGGUUUUUCUCCGGUGCUGAAGAAGAACAACAGAAGCAGUUCAUUGACAAGUACAACUUUGACCCUGUGAACGAACAACCACUACCAGGAAGGUUUGAAUGGGAGAAGGUAGAUAAUUAAUAGAGGGAGGGGGGUUAAUAGUUUAUACAUAAUUUAGUUACAUUUUCAUGCUAAUCACCAUAGGUUUGAUCUUAUUUCCAUCAUCCGUUUCUUAACUUUUUCCAACAUGUAAAGAAGUUAGGAUAAAAAAAACUCCAUGUAGCGUUUUCAAAUUGGUGUCUGUAACAUAAGUGGGCUGUAAAGGGGUUUGUGUAACACAUAACUGAUACCAACCCUUUUUAAGCCUAAAACAGAUCACCUUAGUAGUAGUAGUAGCGUUUAGGAGUCUUGCAUUCUCUUGCAACUCUGUCAUGUAACCAUUUUAAAAUCUAUCCUUUUGUGUGUAAACAUGUACUGAUCUCAACUCAAUAAAGAUUGUCUUCUUCUUGUUUUACUUCA